Molecule: messenger RNA, 2008 nt
Organism: Solea solea (common sole)
Lineage: Eukaryota; Metazoa; Chordata; Actinopteri; Pleuronectiformes; Soleidae
Gene: fam113
Product: family with sequence similarity 113
Exons: 9
Coding region: 105-1328 (407 amino acids)
Source: RefSeq, a predicted model, not a curated record
GGCAACCCUGGUUGAGACGUCGUUUGAGGUCCGCCAUUUUACCUGCAGCUUGGUCACUGGCGCUAUUAAAAGCCUCAUCAUUAUCAUCCUCAUCAUCAGAUUGGAUGCAGCUGCGCUUAAAAAUGGCUGGGUCGCAAAAGAAAGAGACGAUGAAGUGUGUGAGCCAUGAGCAGGCCUGCAAACUGCUUCACAACAAGUUUAUUGUUGUACUGGGAGACUCAAUUCAGCGGUCUGUAUACAAAGACCUUGUUCUGCUGCUUCAGAGGGAUAAAUAUUUGACAGUCCAGCAAUUGAAGAGCAAGGGUCAAAUGAGCUUCGAGCAGGACUGCCUCAUAGAGGGGGGACGUCUUGGUCAAAUGCAUAAUGGGACACAGUACCGGGAGGUUAGACAGUUUAAGUCUGCCCACCACCUGGUCCGUUUUUAUUUUGUGACCCGAAUCUACUCCAGCUACAUGAAAAGCCUCCUGGAUGAUUUCCGUCAUGGUUUGAAACCAGAUGUCGUCAUUGUAAACUCCUGCGUGUGGGAUGUAUCAAGAUACAACUCGAGUUGGAUUAGCACCUAUAAGGACAACCUUAUCUCCUUUUUUGACCAGUUGAGUGAGAUUCUGCCCGAGGAAACUUUGGUCAUGUGGAGUCUCACCAUGCCCUUGGCUGAGAAGAUCAGAGGAGGUUUUCUUGUCCCUGAGAUCGAGCACAAGGCCCCCCACCUGCGAUAUGAUGUUGUGGAAGCGAACUUCUUCAGCGCAACCCUGGCUGACGCGUAUGGAUUGGAUGUAUUGGACUUUCACUUUCAGUUCCGCUCCUCUAUGCACCAUCGAAUGAAGGAUGGUGUCCAUUGGAACGCUGUUGCCCACCGCAAGAUAACCUCCCUGUUGUUACAGCAUGCUGCACAGGCCUGGGGUGUCUGUAUGCCCUGUCCAGUGACCACUGUAGAAAAUACCGAGGUUACUGUUAAGCAGCCAGUCUGGAAGAAUCCUUCCGACCAUGCAGAGAGAAAUCCAUUGAUGAGAAACUACAAUUGCAACGAUUCCAUCCGUUUUUCACACUUCUUGAACUUUGAGGACAACCACCGGCAGAGACAGUGGCAUGACACAGCUGGAACCUUCAGAUCUGCCUGGCCACCACAGCCUUACUUUCCGGUGCACAGCCACAAAAAUAAUCAUGGACACAAUGGAAAUGGCUUCAACUACAGACCUUACCACCACCAUCCUGAGCCUAACAAUGAUCACCACCAUCAGUAUGUGAUGAGGAGUCGACACCGCAGACGCCAUGCUCCAUACAGUCAUCACAGACCCCAUCAGUAUGCUCACUACGACGGUUACUACUGAGGUGUUUUCACAAUAGUUCAGGCUUGUGAGAAGACUGUAGGUCGCAGGAGAUUAGUAGUUGUUUAGAUGUUUCCACACUGAGGUUCUUAAGCAAAAUCUUCAUACUAGUCUAGUUCAUGCCCCCAACGUCCUGAGAAGUUCACACAUGGGUAGACUUUAUUUUUUUCUUAUGCCAUUUGCUACGUGUUCCUCGUUUGAAAUUGCAAUGUUGGUUCUUUGGCAAGAAUGAUUUUAGAAGUGUUCCCAUUUGAAGGCAUCUUAAUUCUGCACUUAAAUGUAUAUGGUGCUUUGUCCCUUUUUUAACACGAGUUCAAAUUCCUUAAUUGGGUUAUUAAAAAUCAGUUUAGUUAUUUUAAUAAUCAAUGUUCUGAGUGGUCUGAUCCCAAACAAGGCACAGAGUGCUAAGAUUUUUUUCCUUAAUGUCUAAAUUGGAUGUUUGCUCAAACCAGUGUUUACAAUGUUUAGAAUGCUAACAGUUAGUAGCAGAUUAGUCUUUUUGACAUCAUGAGACUGAAUCUGCAUGUAGUUAUCUAAUGUACAAUAUAGAUGCAGAAGUGGUUGUGAACCUUGCUACAUGAUUGACCAUUUCUACAACCAAGCCUGGCAUGAACCCUUGUUAGACUAAAUGUUAGAAUGGUUUCUUAAUGUCAAUAUCACAUUAAACCAACACAGACACAUUA